UCUCUAAUAUCUUUCCUUUCAUUAAUUAAUCACUCUCUGUAAGAUCAGAGAAAAAACCUAACCCUAAAAAACACAAAAACAAAAAAAAGUUACAGAGGGGGAGAAGAAAGACAGAGAUUUUCGCUUUUGUUUUUCUUCUUCUGAUUAUUUCAUCUUAUUUGAUUAACUUGAAGCAUAUAUACAGAGGGGUUUUUGGAAAUGGCUGCUACUCCUACAAUGCCAGCCAGUCAGACUUCACCACCCCCUUCUUCUACAAACGCAUCAGCAACUAUUCAAGUUCCUGCAUCACUUUAUGUUGGUGAUCUGCAUUUCGAUGUGACUGAUUCACAUUUGGAUGAGUUAUUCUCUAGGUUGAAGAAUUUCGCUUCCGCUCGGGUUUGUAGAGACUCUGCAACUGGACGAUCUCUUGGUUAUGGUUAUGCUAAUUUCAUUACUCCUGACGAUGCAAUUCGGGCAAUUGAGAAGACAAAUCACACUUUACUGAACGGGAAAUCGAUAAGGGUUAUGUGGUCUAAUCGUGAUGCAGAAGUCAGAAAGAGUGGGAUUGGUAAUUUGUUUGUCAAGAACUUGAAUGAUUCAAUUGAUAAUGUGAGGCUUCAAGAGGUGUUUUCGGAGUUUGGUAACAUUAUGUCUUGCAAAGUUGCAAUGUCCCAAGAUGGGAAGAGCAAAGGAUAUGGCUUUGUUCAGUUUGAGUCAGAGGAAUCCGCAAAUCAGGCCCUUGAAAAGCUUAAUGGCUCCACUGUUGAAGGAAAACAAAUAUAUGUUGCCACCUUUGUGAAGAAAAGUGAUAGGGCUUUACCAAGCCCUGAUUCUAACUAUACUAACUUAUACAUGAAGAAUCUGGAUCUUGAAUUGACAGAAGAACAACUCCAGGAGAAGUUCUCUGUGUUUGGGAAAAUUACUAACUUGAUUGUUACCAAGGACAACAAUGGGAAGUCAAAGGGUUUUGGAUUUGUCAACUUUGAAAUCCCUGAAGAUGCAAAACGGGCAACAGAGGCGAUGAAUGGAACACAACUAGGUUCAAAGGUCAUAUAUGUCGGACGUGCACAAAAGCGAUCAGAGAGAGACCAAAUUUUACGUCGCCAGUACGAGGAAAAGCGCAAGGAGCAAAUCCAAAAAUAUAAGGGUUCAAAUGUAUAUGUUAAGAAUAUCGAAGAUGGAGUUGAUGAGGAUGAACUCCGUGAACAUUUUAGCCAGUGUGGCACAAUUACUUCUGUAAAGCUGAUGCGUGAUGAUAAGGGAAUAUGUAGAGGCUUUGGAUUUGUUUGCUACUCUACUCCCGAGGAAGCCAACAAAGCAGUAAGCACCUUCCAUGGAUACAUGUUUCACCACAAGCCUCUUUACGUUGCCAUUGCUCAACGGAAAGAGGACAGACAAGCACAAUUGCAGCUGCAAUAUGGGCAGAGAAUGGCAGGAUUAGCAGGAUCCUCAGCUGCUGUUAUACCUGCUGGAUAUUCUCCUCUAUACUACACACCUCCUGGUGUUAUUCCACAAAUGCCUCCAAGACAGGGGCUAAUGUAUCAACCUUUAGGUAUGAGACCAGGAUGGAGGGCCAAUGGAUUUCUUCCUACUGCCAGACCAACAUUCCAGCCUGUGCCACUUCACAUGAUGCCAGGCGCUCCUAGACCGCACAGGCACAACAGGGGUAGGAUGACAGGGCCUAUGUAUUCUCCGGCUGGUGUCCCAUUUAGGCCACAUUUACAACACCAACCCACUCAAGCAACGAAUUCAAUGAAAGACUCGAAUAAUCCCCAGCGGCCUGGUCAGGCCAAAUAUGUACCAAACGGGCGGCAGCAUGAGAGGAGCAAUGGAUCUGCUGCUUCUGAUGCUGGUUCACAGGGUGGAUUGGAAAUGUUGAGUAGCAUGCUUGCUGCUGCUUCCCCUCAGCACCAAAAACAGAUACUUGGGGAGUAUCUCUUCCCACUCGUCCAGAACCUUGAGCAUGAACUUGCAGCAAAAAUAACUGGAAUGCUACUUGAGAUGGACAACUCAGAAUUGUUACUAUUAUUGGAAUCGCCAGAGUCAUUGGCAGCUAAAGUGGAUGAGGCAGUACAAGUGCUCAAGCUCUCCAAGGCAAAAGCAGCUGCUGGUAAUGGUCAAGAAGUCAUACAUUCCAAUAAUUUUUUAUCCACUGAGGUUGCGGUCAAUUAAACACGAUUGAGUGCCGCCCACCUGCCUGCAAUUGGAUUUUUGGGGUGGACAUAUGAGGCGUGAAUUUUUUACAGUACACGAUUGGAAUUUAAAAAAACCUUUUACAAGAAUUUUUGAUAGUACACCAUUGGAAUUUACAAACUUUCUGAACUCUUUUUUAUUUUAUUUUUUCUCCUGUUAGGAUUGUCUUUCUAGUUCAUUUAUUAGACUUGGACGAUAUAUAUAUAGAGCGAUAAAGAGAGCAUUUUGCUUGUAUUCAUGUUUUUGCUCUCUUGGGGUCUGAUCUGAUUCAGAAUUGAGGAUGAUGUUUUUAAGUUUUUUGAUAUUGAGUUGAUAGUGAAGAUGACAUUCUUUUUCUUACA
This is a messenger RNA of Papaver somniferum (opium poppy), 2513 nucleotides long. RefSeq names its product polyadenylate-binding protein 7-like. The record is from RefSeq and is a predicted model, not a curated record. Bases 199 to 2151 code for a protein of 650 amino acids. NCBI's taxonomy places the organism in Eukaryota, Viridiplantae, Streptophyta, Magnoliopsida, Ranunculales, Papaveraceae. Gene Ontology annotation, cellular component: ribonucleoprotein complex. The transcript has 10 exons. Gene Ontology annotation, molecular function: RNA binding.